CUCAGACCAGCCAAACUCAGAUCCGCCACAGACGGGAAGGAUGCAGGUCACGGAGCCUCGAACCCUCCUGCUGGUGCUCUCGGGGUCCCUGGCCCUGACCGAGACCUGGGCAGGCCACCUUCACCACGGACCCAAGGACCCGCGUCUGGAGAAGGGUCAGACCCGGCCUCAGCCCCUCCCUGUUAUAGGAUCCCACUCGCUAAGAUACCUCCAUAUUUUGGUAUCCCGGCCCGGCCACGGUAGUGACCUUUACAGCUCUGUCGGUUUCUUGGACGACACGCAGUUCGUACGGUUCAGCAGCGAUGCCGCGAAUCCAAGGGUGGAGCCUCGGGCGCCGUGGAUGGAGCAGGAGGGGCGGGAAUAUUGGGAUCGUCAGACUGAUAUAGCCAAAGAACAUUCGAAGGCUUCAAGCUCGAACCUGCGGGUGAUCAUUGGCAACCACAACCAUAGCCAGUCGGAGUCGCACAGCUUUCUUUGGGUAUCCGGCUGCGACGUGGGAUCCGACGGGCGCAUCCUUCGAGGGUACGAGCAGUUCUCCUACGACGGCGACGAUUACAUCGUCCUGAAUGAAGACCUGCGCUCCUGGACCGCGAUCAGUACAGUGGCUCAGAUCAUCCGGCGCAAGUGGGAGGCGGAGGGAGUAGCUGAACAGUAUCGGGCAUACUUGGAGAUCGAGUGUGUGGAGUGGCUCCGCAAGUACCUCGAGAAGGGGAAGGACGUGCUGCAGCGCGCAGUUCCUCCAAAGACUCAUGUGACCCGCCACCCCUUCUAUGACAAUAAAGUCACUCUAAGAUGCUGGGCCCUGGGCUUCUACCCUAAGGAGAUCUCCCUGACCUGGCAGCGUGAUGGGGAGGACCAGACCCAGGACAUGGAGCUCGUGGAGACCAGGCCUUCAGGGGAUGGGACCUUCCAGAAGUGGGCGGCCCUGGUGGUGCCUUCUGGAGAGGAGCAGAGCUACACCUGCCAGGUGCAGCACGAGGGCCUGCAGGAGCCCCUCACCCUGAGAUGGGAGCCACCUCCUCUGUCCCUCAACCUCAUCAUGAUUUGCAUUGCUGUGAGUGUGCUUGUGGUCACUGUGCUUGGAACUGUGAUCUGGAGAAAGAGGAACUCAGGUGGAAAUAGAGGGAACUAUGUUCAGGCUGCAAGCUGACUUGUGUGGGACUGAGUGAAGAAAGAUUUGUUCAUGCCCCCAAGCUGUGACUUCAGAACCUGGCCUUCUGUUUUCCUAGAGGGCUUCUGAAUGUGUCUGCCUUGCUGUAGUUUCAUGUGAGGAAGUGCCGAGGUUAACCCAUCCCUGCCCAGCGCGGCCCCCAGUCCCCCUAUAGCAUUGUGUGUUUGCAUGUAGGGUAUAUCUCAGCUGUGGGCAGUUCUUUGUAUAUCAAUGUUGCUUCAAUAAAGCUGUGUGAAAAAUAAUAUCACUUUGAAAAGC
Messenger RNA from Sus scrofa (pig), 1429 nucleotides. It is a transcript of the gene SLA-6, whose product is annotated as MHC class I antigen 6. The record is from RefSeq and is marked provisional. Gene Ontology annotation, biological process: immune response; positive regulation of T cell mediated cytotoxicity; antigen processing and presentation of endogenous peptide antigen via MHC class I via ER pathway, TAP-independent. Gene Ontology annotation, molecular function: signaling receptor binding; peptide antigen binding. Gene Ontology annotation, cellular component: external side of plasma membrane. Lineage: Eukaryota; Metazoa; Chordata; Mammalia; Artiodactyla; Suidae.